AAACGCAAUCGUUCAUUCCGUCUUUAUAACCGAGCAGGAAGAAAAUCGAUCAGUACUCAAAAGUUUCAAGUUACAAAACUAGUCUAGCUGUUAGUCGAACGUGUCUGUGGUUUAUAUUGUUUGUUUUGAAAGUGUAAUUAGUAAAAGAAAAUGGGUAGUGCACAGUCGGCUUUGAAUUUUGGUGCUGGUCCAGCCAAAUUACCCAGAGAGGUUUUAGAAGAUGUUCAAAAGGAAUUUCUCUCUUACCAAGAUAGCGGAAUGAGUUUGAUAGAGAUGAGUCAUAGGGGCAAAGAAUACUCCAAAAUUAACAAAGAUGCCCAAGCAAUCAUUAGAGAAUUACUAAAUGUUCCCGACAAUUACAAAAUUCUAUUCAUGCAAGGUGGAGGUUGUGGAGCCUUUGCAGCGGUUGCGAUGAAUCUCAUCAAUAGAACUGGAUCCGCAGAUUAUGCAGUAACAGGCACUUGGUCGGGUAAAGCCGCCAAAGAGGCUGCCAAAUAUGGAGAAGUGAAUCUAGUAUUUCCCAAAGCUGACAAACCAGGCAGUAUUCCAGAUCAGAGCACAUGGAAAAUGAAUCCAAAUGCUUCUUACGUUUAUUAUUGUGAUAACGAAACUGUUGAUGGCGUUGAAUACUCUUUCAUUCCUGAAACCAAUGGUAUACCUCUAGUAACCGACAUGUCUUCAAGUAUAAUGACGAAAAAACUGGACAUAUCGAAGUUUGGUUGUAUUUUCGGUGGAGCUCAGAAAAAUAUAGGACCAUCUGGGGUGGUAGUAGUCAUAAUCAGAGAAGAUCUCUUAGGAAACCCUAUGAAGUGUUGCCCAUCAGUAUUCGAUUUCACACAUAUCUCCAAAGAAAAUUCGGUGCACAAUACACCAGCAACUUUCUCGGUAUACGUGAUGGAAAAAGUCUUGCAAUGGAUUAAAAGAAACGGAGGAUUAGAUGAAAUGGAAAAGCAAUCCAAACAGAAGAGCGAUCUUCUAUAUAACACAAUGGUAGAAUCAAACUCAUUCUACACGUGCCCCAUUGACGAAAAUGCACGCAGCAGAAUGAACGUUCCAUUCCGAAUUGCUGGCGGAGAUGAUAAACUGGAAGAGUUAUUCCUAGUAGAAGCAGAGAAAUUGAGGAUGUAUCAGCUGAAAGGCCAUAGAUCAGUAGGCGGAAUAAGGGCAAGUCUCUAUAACGCAGUUUCUCUAGAAGAUGUCCAGUUAUUAGUGAAAUUUAUGAAAGAAUUUCAGAAAAGCCAUGGUUCAAACUAAACGUAAUUUCAUCUUCCAAAAAAACUUAGCUAAUUUAUUCUUAUUUUUUUAUCUGUUGUGAACUGUUUGCAAUCAGUGAUUUUAGUACAUGACUGCUCGAGAUUAAAAUAUUUAUAGAGAA
Leptinotarsa decemlineata (Colorado potato beetle) is the source of this 1375-nucleotide messenger RNA. Its product is annotated as phosphoserine aminotransferase. Gene Ontology annotation, biological process: L-serine biosynthetic process. Gene Ontology annotation, cellular component: cytoplasm. NCBI's taxonomy places the organism in Eukaryota, Metazoa, Arthropoda, Insecta, Coleoptera, Chrysomelidae. Gene Ontology annotation, molecular function: O-phospho-L-serine:2-oxoglutarate transaminase activity; pyridoxal phosphate binding. The record is from RefSeq and is a predicted model, not a curated record.